GCUAAAUUGUCCACACCUGCACGAAUCUAAAAUCCAGCAGCAGUUGAGCCUGAGCAUGUGGAUUUCUUCACUUACCUAACUCUUUCUUCCACAGCUUUCCAUUCUUAGUUUCUUUCAUUCUCUCCAAAUCACCUCCUCUUUUUCUCAGCCCUAUUUGUUUCUUCUAUCUCUGAUCAAAUCUCCCACCUCUUCAAAUGGCAGCAAUGUCAGGGAAGGUUGUUCAAAAUGUUUUUAUAGCACAGUGCUACCAACAGAAUAGGCAGUUCGGGACCCAAUAUCAAAGGGACAGUUGUGCCCCUUAUAUGCGCACCUUGCCUCCUUUCCAUGGAGGGAAGUUAGCAUGGACUGGCAUCUCUUCCAUGCAAAUGCGCAACUUAUCGAAAUACCAGAGUGGUUUUGUUAGCAAAGGAACCUUUUACUGCAACGCGUCUUCAUCUGCUACUGCUGUACCAUCUCUGGACAAAGUUGACUUUCUGAAGCUUCAAAAUGGCAGUGAUAUUCGAGGUGUGGCUGUGGCUGGUGUUGAGGGAGAACCAGUAAGCCUCACUGAGCCAGUUACGGAAGCAAUAGCUGCUGCUUUUGCUGCAUGGUUGUUGGAUAAGAAAAAGGUUGAUGCAUCUCGACGAUUGAAAGUUUCAAUCGGUCAUGAUUCUCGUAUAUCUGCACAAAUGUUACAGGAUGCUGUUUCUCGAGGGAUUUCUGGUGCAGGACUUGAUGUUGUUCAAUAUGGUUUAGCAUCUACCCCAGCAAUGUUUAACAGUGCUCUUACUGAAGACAAGGCAAUUUUAUGUCCAGUUGAUGGGGCUAUUAUGAUAACAGCUAGUCAUCUUCCUUAUAACAGGAAUGGGUUCAAGUUCUUCACAAAUGCUGGAGGCCUUGGGAAAGCUGACAUAAAAGACAUCUUGGAGCGUGCUGCAGAUAUAUACAGUAAUUUCCUAACUGAAGGGUAUUCAGGAAAAAAGGCUUCAGCAUCAGUUCAAAAGGUUGACUAUAUGGCUGUUUAUACAUCUGAUCUUGUGAAGGCAGUUCGUAAAGCUGCUGGAAAUAGAGAAAAGCCAUUGGAGGGAUUCCACAUUAUUGUUGAUGCAGGAAAUGGUGCAGGAGGAUUUUUUGCAUCACAGGUGCUUGAACCUCUUGGUGCUAUUACUUCUGGUAGUCAAUUCUUGGAGCCAGAUGGUAUGUUUCCAAAUCAUAUUCCCAACCCUGAGGAUAAAGUUGCAAUGAAAGCUAUUACCCAGGCAGUACUUGACAACAAGGCUGACUUGGGGAUCAUCUUUGAUACAGAUGUUGAUAGGUCUGCUGCUGUGGAUUCCAGUGGCCGUGAGUUCAAUCGAAAUCGUCUAAUUGCUUUAGUAUCUGCCAUUGUGCUUGAGGAACUUCCAGGUACAACCAUUGUUACAGACAGUGUGACUUCAGAUGGGCUGACUUCAUUUAUUGAAAAGAAACUUGGGGGAAAGCACCACAGAUUUAAAAGAGGCUAUAAGAAUGUCAUCGAUGAGGCGAUGUGCUUGAACUCUGUUGGAGAAGAAUCGCAUCUGGCUAUAGAGACCAGUGGCCAUGGAGCUCUCAAGGAGAAUCACUGGCUUGAUGAUGGGGCAUACUUGAUGGUCAAACUCCUAAAUAAACUUGCUUCAGCCAGGGCUUCUGGUAGAGAUGAUGGAAGCAAAGUUUUAACAGAUCUGGUUGAGGGUCUGGAGGAACCAGCUAUUGCUGUGGAACUGAGACUAAAGAUUAAUCAGAGUCAUCCUGAUCUUAAAGGAGGAUCUUUCCGAGAUUAUGGGGAAGCAGUGCUGAAGCACUUGGAGAACUCGAUUGCUUCAGAUCCGAAGCUUCAGAAAGCACCUGUUAAUUAUGAAGGGGUCCGAGUUUCUGGCCUUGGAGGGUGGUUCCUUCUUAGGCUUUCUCUUCAUGAUCCCGUCCUUCCUCUUAACAUUGAGGCACCAAGCCGUGAAGAUGGUGUGAAACUUGGACUUGCAGUAGCUGCUGCUGUGAAGGACUUUCCAGCUUUGGACACAUCUGCAUUAGACAAAUUUGUCCAACCCCAAUAAACCCAGUGGCGAUCUCCUUCAGCUUUUGGUUUGUGUUCCAGUGGCUGCCUCCUCUUUCAUGAUGAACCGACCUGCCUAAUGUAAUAAUGUUAGUUUUGAGGUUGAGGAAGUCUUUGAUACACGUCUUUUUGGAAAGUGACUAUAAAACCAGCCAGGGACUUCUGCAAGUAUACACAAUUUCCCAGGUUCCAAACAAUAGAGAUGACUCUGAAGAUAUAUAUCCAAUCUUAACAGCAACAUCUAUUAUCUUG
Theobroma cacao (cacao) is the source of this 2299-nucleotide messenger RNA. RefSeq names its product phosphoglucosamine mutase family protein. Gene Ontology annotation, biological process: carbohydrate metabolic process. The record is from RefSeq and is a predicted model, not a curated record. Gene Ontology annotation, cellular component: chloroplast stroma. Lineage: Eukaryota; Viridiplantae; Streptophyta; Magnoliopsida; Malvales; Malvaceae. Gene Ontology annotation, molecular function: phosphomannomutase activity.